This is a messenger RNA of Durusdinium trenchii, 1623 nucleotides long. The record is from the annotation of a GenBank genome assembly. NCBI's taxonomy places the organism in Eukaryota, Dinophyceae, Suessiales, Symbiodiniaceae.
CCAAUAUGGGCAUGUGAUGGCUCGGAGCUUGUGGGCACGGGCAUGGUAUGCUUGGCGAGAUCAUGGGCCAUGGCUUUUGGCCUUUCGACUUUUGAACGCCUGGAAUUUGCGGACCUCUUUCAAUCCUGAUGAGUAUUGGCAGGGUCCAGAAGUCUCCCAUGCUUGGCGCUAUGGAGAUGGCCACCUCACCUGGGAAUGGGAGAAGUGUGUGGCAUUGCGUGGCGUUCUUCACCCAGGUAUCUUUGCACUGCUGCUGACUCUGCUACCUGAUUGGCCACUACUUGUGGCAUACGCACCCAGAUUGUUGCAGGGCGCUCUAGCGUCCUUUGCAGAUUUGGCAGUGUAUAGGAGUGCUGAGAGGCUCGGAGGCAAAGCAUUAGCUCGUUGGGCUUUGUGUGUUCAGCUGGCAAGCUGGUUUCAGCUCUAUGCGGUCACAAGGACCUUUUCCAGCUCGUUGGAAUCGGUGCUUGCAGCGCUGGUUAUUGAUCAUCUUACAAGACGAGCGCUCACUGGCGCGCUUGUGCUUGGAUCCCUGCAAGUGGCGAUACGGCCCACGGCUGCAGGCUUUUGGUUGGCUUGGGCGGCCUGGGAGGUAGGUGUCCGAGUGCAAUGUGGAGACCUUCACGGCGCUUUUUGGAAGCUCCUGGUUCCAGGUCUGCAGAUCUCUGGCGUGGUCCUUUCAAUUUCUACUUUCUUGGACAGCCUUUUCUACCAGCGCUUCACUCUAGUUCCAUGGAACUUUGUUCAAUUUAACCUAAUGGCCGAUGGUGGAGCUCUCUACGGUAGCCACCCUUGGCACUGGUACCUUGAGGGCCUGGCCGUCACUUUGGGAACCUUCCUGCCUUUUUGUUGCGUUGGUGUGGGGCUGGGUGUCAAGCAUUUUCCCUCGCAGCUGUUCGCCGUGGGAAUAAGCAUUUGUCUUCUGUCCCUGGCCUCCCACAAGGAGUACCGUUUUUUGUUGCCAUUCUUCCCCAUUUUUUCAUUGCUGACAGGGCAAGGCCUCCAGAAGACAAUUGGCCAGCUACAGGAGGAACGGACAGCAAAAUUGACCUGCCUCACCAUCGUGUUCCUGCCACAGAUCAUUGCUGCUUUGUUCUUUUGCUUGGUGCACCAACGUGGAGCUGAAGCAGUGAUGGCGCAUCUUAGACAACAUCCAGCAGGAGAUGAUGGUGUUUUCUUCCUGACUGCAUGCCACGCGACACCUUUUUACAGCUUUGUGCAUGGACAAGGGCCGCUAGGAUAUUUGGACUGUUCUCCAGGUCAAGGCAGUCCUCAAAAGCGGUUCUUCGAGCAGCCAAUGCCGGUUCUGCGAGAGAUCUUUCCUGAGGCGCUGCACAAUGCAACUGAAAGAGCACCUCCAAAGGGAGCGGCGUUGAAACAUUGCUUGGAGUAUCGCUACCGCAAGAGCUGGCAGCUUCCCGAGGUGUUUGUUCUUUGGGGGUCUCUUCUUGCACACGAACCUCGCAUGGGGCAAUGGCUGGAGAUCAACCGCUAUCAGCUGGAAGUUGAAUUGCAGGAUGGUGUGUGGUCAGAAGGCCCUUACGAUGUGGAACUCUGGCCAAGCUUCAGCAUUUGGAGAAAACAGCCUUCCUUUCUUGCUUCCGAAUUCAAGUAGAAGAGAAG